AAUCAAUCUUUUUCAUUUCAAUUCUGGCUCUUCUAAUUUCCAUUUUUAUCCAAUUUUUCUUACCCACAAUAAUAAUUCCAAUUAAAACUCAUAUUUUCAACAUUCCCAAUUAAUUUUCAGGUCCCAACAGAAAUUUAAUGAACUACACUACACUACACUUUCGCAUGGAAUUAAAGUGAUUUAAUGGCCAAAAUUUCACAAAGGGAGAAACUAUUAUUAGGAUACGGAUCCAAUUCUGAAUUUGAUUUCAGUGAUGUAUUUGGUGGCCCACCAAGAUGUUCUUCUCAAGAAUCAUACCAAAAUGAAAUUGAUUCCAUGGAUUCGAUUAAUCAUGUUGAUCAUUCCGGGUUUCGGAAGUCAUGGAUUGGGUUAGGGGAGAAACCCGUUUUUGGGGACCAAAUUGGGGUCCAAAAUAAUCACCCUAGUCAGGAUUUUUUUGAUGAUAUAUUUGGAGGUGAUCAAGCAUUAUUGAGUUGUUCGUUGUCUCCCAGUAUUCAUAUGCCGGGUAGAAACCCGUUUUCUUCGCCUCCGGGUUCUCGGCCCAUCAGUCCUUCACCUCCUGCGGGUCACCAAUCUGCUAGCCCUUCUAAAUUCAGUAUAUUGUAUAGAUAUGGCAGCCUACCAGGAAAAAUAUCAAGCAUAGAGAAAACUACUUCCAAAUUCUCAACGCGUUUUCUUUCAAAAUUAAGCCAAGCAUUCCAAACCCAUUCAGCAUCCUCAGUUGAAGCUACUUCAUCUUAUGGUCCAAGUUCUUUGUCACGAGAAAUCUCCCUGGAGUCAACAACAAUCGAUAGCAAAUUCAAUGGAACAGACCACAAACCAGAUUCUACGACAAUGGAAUCAAAUGAAAACGUACAGUUUCACUUUUCAAUAUAUAAAUGGCCAAACAAAGGAAUUCCAGUUACAAUUACAUCAUCAUCAUCAUCAAAUAAAAGAAGCCCUUCAGGAUCAAAACACGAGAAUGAAAGAUAUGUGGAAAGCAGUAAAAUUGAUGUGAUUGUUAAUGAUGCUUCUUUUUCCGGUAGUAAAAGACGAAUGCGAUCUACUAUACAAGUAAGGGAGUGCAAAUCUGAGGAUAAAGCUGUUGCUGAUGGGUUAGAGAGUAGAAAAGAAGAGCUUAAUCAUCCAUUGACUUCUUCAAAGAUAACAAAAUCUAGUAUGAUGUCUUUAAGCUCCUUGUUUAGGGAACACAAACAAGAAGACAAAACAUUAUGUGCUGAAAAGGAAGAGAAGAAAAGCAUGGAGAAUGAAACAAAAAUUAGGGGUUUGUCAAGUUACAAAAAAGUGCGUGACAAUGUACGUGAAAUUGAGGUUGAUAAAAGCCAUGGUACAUCAAAAGUGAAGGAUUUUGUCAAAAAUUUGAAUGAAGAAACAUGUUCAAAAGUUAAAGAUGAUGUUGAUGAUGAAAUGAUGCAAACUUCUACUGUUAGCUUGGCCGAAGCUUUAGGCGACUCCAUACAAAUGGUUGAUGCCGAGUCUUUUCUAUCAAGGGAACACCUAGACUUCAUCAUUAAUGAUGCUACACUUUCUGAACCAAAUCCAGAGGUUGAUCUUGAUAGUGUUACAGAAUUAGAGCCGGAAAUCAAUGUAACUUUAGUUGAUGAUGACACCCAACAGCCGCAACAGGGUGAGGGAAGGGUAGAAGAGGCGGACAAUCAAUCAACAAGUGAAGAAACUAAGUGUUAUGAACGUAAAGUAAAGCAGUGGUCUAAAGGAAAGGAGGGAAAUAUACGUGCCUUGCUUUCAACUAUGCAAUAUAUACUUUGGGCAGAUAGCGGAUGGAAGCCGAUACCACUUGCGGAAAUAAUAGAAGCAAAUGCAGUGAAAAAAGCAUACCAAAGAGCAUUAUUAUGUUUGCACCCUGAUAAACUCCAACAAAAAGGUGCUACUCCAUAUCAAAAGGUCAUUGCUCAAAAGCUUUUUGAUAUUCUGCAGGAGGCUUGGGAGCAGUUUAAUGCCAUUGGACUUCUAUAAGAGGUGAAAAUGAGCGUAUAUAUUUAUUAUAUUUUGGUUCAUGAAAAGUGAAAGUUCUCAUAUAAUAAUUUUGUUGAUCAUGAAUGUAUUGCGUAAAUACUUUUUGAAAUUCUUGCAAUGUGUAGAUGGUAUAAUUUUUUUUCUAAAAAUAAAUAUUUAUGAAUUACAGACUUAAAGUUUA
Molecule: messenger RNA, 2155 nt
Organism: Amaranthus tricolor (Joseph's coat)
Lineage: Eukaryota; Viridiplantae; Streptophyta; Magnoliopsida; Caryophyllales; Amaranthaceae
Product: J domain-containing protein required for chloroplast accumulation response 1
Exons: 9
Coding region: 184-1974 (596 amino acids)
Biological process (GO): clathrin-dependent endocytosis; clathrin coat disassembly
Cellular component (GO): vesicle; intracellular membrane-bounded organelle; cytoplasm
Molecular function (GO): clathrin binding
Source: RefSeq, a predicted model, not a curated record